UUCGUCCGAAAAUGACCUGCUUUAUCAAGAACGUAGUUACUGCAUUGGCCGCUACACGGUAUGGCGCUGAAACCAGUGAGAAAUGCUGGUCUCGUCUCAACCCGGACCUUUGGCUAUCUGUCUAUUAAUCUGUGGGCAAAACGCAGCCGGCUAUUGUAUCCUUAACCUCAAACUGCAUGAGAUAUGAUAUAACUUGCAAUAAUUGUUUCAUAAAAGUGAAUAAGACGUUUAUUGUAAAAAAUUAUUAUGUCACUCGCGCGACGAGGACAGCAUUGGGGAACAUUUGCUCGCAUUUGGCACAUAUACGAUGCAAAAUGGCAAGAUCCGUACAAGAGUGCUGAAGUAAUAAAACAUUAUCUUAUGGGAAUGUACAAGCCAAUAUAUCAUCCACUGAAUUCUUGCGGCGAUCAUGUAGUAGUGAUAAACAGCAAGGAGAUCGCCUUACGCGGAGACGAAUGGCGAAAACGUGUGUACUUUCAUCAUAAUACGUAUCACGGAGGUGCUACUUGGACUCUUGCAUGGGAAUUACAUUACAAGGAUCCAACUCUGAUUGUAGAAAAAGCUGUAUACAGAGCACUGCCGAAAAACUUACAACGGAGGUACACUAUGCAAAGACUGCAUAUAUUUCCAGAUGAAAAAAUACCUGAAGAUAUGUUGAAAAAUGUUAGUAAUCAAAUCAAACAGCUAACAGCCGUCCCUGUCCGACUAGAUCAUAUUCCACAGAAGGAAGUAGACAACUUCCCACAACUUUUAAAGUAUCCCGAAAAUUAUAUUCUUAAAUAAUAAGUUUAAUAUAAGUACUAAAUAUACAGCAAUGUAUCCAAAUGAUAAUAUACAUGUAUAUACUAAUGCUGAA
Messenger RNA from Temnothorax curvispinosus, 856 nucleotides. It is a transcript of the gene mRpL13, whose product is annotated as 39S ribosomal protein L13, mitochondrial. Gene Ontology annotation, biological process: translation; negative regulation of translation. The transcript has 4 exons. NCBI's taxonomy places the organism in Eukaryota, Metazoa, Arthropoda, Insecta, Hymenoptera, Formicidae. Gene Ontology annotation, molecular function: mRNA binding; structural constituent of ribosome. Gene Ontology annotation, cellular component: ribosome; mitochondrial large ribosomal subunit. Bases 247 to 783 code for a protein of 178 amino acids. The record is from RefSeq and is a predicted model, not a curated record.